UUAAAGAAACAAAGCUUGUUGUCCCCCAACCCCAAUGUUGUAACAGCAAGGAACCUCUACAAGAGGGCCUCUGGGUUUGGCGCACAUCCAACUCUCUGUGUCGGAGCGAGUUGCUGUCAAUUCCCAUUGAGUCCUCCCAACUCUGCUACUUCCUUCUCUCUCCAACUACCUUCUUCUUCUUCUUCACCCUUUAAUUUCACUCUCUAUUUUCUAUUUCUUUCCGCUCACUCUGCUCCAGUGCUCCUUCCUUCACUUGAACUCGCUCGCACUCUAUGGCAGAGAUGGAAAAUCAUGACGGGAAUCGUGCGAGUGAAAGGGAAUUAGCGGGAGAUAAUGGUUUUGUGCAAGUUUCAGAGCCUUCUGUUAGUGCUAGUGGCUCUGCUGGUGGUGCUGGGUGUGAAGGGAAAGAUAGUCUUUCUUAUGCAAACAUCCUGCGUUCUAGGAACAAGUUUGUUGAUUCUCUUGCUCUGUACGAGCGUGUUCUGGAGAAGGAUAGUGCAAAUGUAGAGGCUCUCAUUGGAAAAGGGAUAUGCUUGCAGAUGCAGAACAUGGGGAGGCUUGCUUUUGAAACUUUCUCUGAGGCUAUCAGGCUCGAUCCUCAAAAUGCUUGUGCCCUCACGCAUUGCGGUAUUCUAUACAAGGAGGAGGGUCGCCUUGUCGAGGCUGCUGAGUCAUACCAGAAGGCUUUACGAGUGGAUCCUUCAAACAAAGCAGCUUCCGAAUGCCUUGCCAUUGUUUUAACAGAUAUUGGUACCAACAUAAAGCUUGCAGGAAACACUCAGGAGGGAAUUCAAAAAUAUUUUGAAGCCCUUAAAAUAGAUCCGCACUAUGCUCCAGCGUAUUAUAACCUUGGUGUGGUGUACUCUGAAAUGAUGCAAUAUGACAUGGCCCUCAGUUUCUAUGAAAAGGCCGCGUCAGAGAGGCCUAUGUACGCUGAAGCGUAUUGCAACAUGGGUGUGAUUUUUAAAAAUCGCGGUGAUUUGGAAGCAGCUAUUACUUGUUAUGAGAGGUGUUUAGCUGUGUCACCCAACUUCGAGAUUGCAAAGAAUAAUAUGGCUAUAGCUUUGACAGAUUUGGGAACGAAGGUUAAAUUGGAGGGGGACAUCAACCGAGGUGUGGCUUUUUAUAAGAAAGCUUUGUAUUAUAACUGGCAUUAUGCUGAUGCCAUGUAUAAUCUUGGGGUUGCUUAUGGUGAGAUGCUUAAGUUUGAUAUGGCUAUUGUAUUCUAUGAACUUGCCUUUCACUUCAAUCCACAUUGUGCGGAAGCUUGUAACAAUCUUGGAGUUAUAUAUAAAGAUCGUGACAAUCUUGAUAAAGCUGUAGAAUGUUACCAGCUUGCUUUAUCAAUCAAACCUAACUUUUCACAGUCAUUAAAUAACCUUGGUGUUGUAUACACUGUCCAGGGUAAAAUGGAUGCUGCUGCAAGUAUGAUUGAGAAAGCAAUCAUUGCAAAUCCAACAUAUGCAGAAGCAUACAAUAACCUAGGAGUUCUUUAUAGGGAUGCCGGUGAUAUCGCUCAAUCAAUUAAUGCUUAUGAGCAAUGUCUAAAGAUUGAUCCUGAUUCCCGAAAUGCUGGCCAGAACCGCUUGCUUGCAAUGAAUUACAUAGAUGAAGGAAUUGAUGACACACUUUUUGAGGUUCACAGGGAGUGGGGUAGGCGAUUUAUGAGAUUGUAUCCACAGUACACAUCAUGGGACAACUCAAAAGAUCCUGAACGGCCUCUUGUGAUAGGAUAUGUAUCACCUGAUUAUUUUACUCAUUCUGUGUCAUAUUUCAUAGAAGCUCCCCUUGUCUAUCAUGACUACACCAAUUAUAAAGUGAUUGUUUAUUCUGCAGUUGUCAAGGCAGAUGCAAAAACCAUUAAAUUUAGAGAGAAAGUCUUAAAGAAGGGUGGUAUCUGGAAAGAUAUUUAUGGGAUUGAUGAAAAGAAGGUUGCCAACAUGGUUAGAGAAGAUCAAGUUGAUAUUUUGGUAGAACUUACAGGUCAUACUGCGAACAAUAAGUUGGGCAUGAUGGCAUGUCGACCUGCACCAAUUCAGGUGACUUGGAUUGGUUAUCCCAAUACAACAGGAUUGCCUACAAUUGAUUAUAGAAUCACUGAUUCACUGGCUGACCCUCCUGAAACAAAGCAGAAGCAUGUUGAGGAGUUACUUAGAUUGCCAGAAAGCUUCCUUUGUUACACCCCUUCACCUGAGGCUGGUCCUGUUUGUCCAACUCCCGCUCUUUCUAAUGGCUUCAUUACAUUUGGUAGUUUUAACAAUCUUGCCAAGAUUACUCCUAAAGUAUUGCAGGUUUGGGCAAGGAUACUGUGUGCUAUUCCAAAUUCUCGCCUUGUGGUAAAAUGUAAACCAUUUUGCUGUGACAGUGUGAGACAAAGAUUCCUUUCAACACUAGAGCAGUUAGGUUUGGAACCGCUACGUGUUGAUCUUUUGCCCCUUAUUCUUCUAAACCAUGAUCAUAUGCAAGCAUAUUCUCUGAUGGACAUCAGUUUGGACACAUUUCCAUAUGCUGGAACAACCACUACAUGUGAAUCUUUAUACAUGGGAGUUCCAUGUGUCACUAUGGCUGGCUCAGUACACGCGCACAAUGUUGGUGUUAGUCUUAUUAGCAAAGUUGGACUGGAGCGUUUGAUUGCCAAAAACGAAGAUGAAUACGUUCAAUUGGCUCUGCAGUUGGCCUCUGACAUUUCCGCACUACAAAAUUUGAGAACGAGUCUGCGAGAUCUUAUGUCCAAGUCUCCUCUAUGUGAUGGUGCAAAUUUUAUCCUUGGCCUAGAGUCAACAUAUAGAAAAGUGUGGCUUAGGUAUUGUAAAGGAGAUGUUCCAUCCUUGAAACGCAUGGAAUUGUUGCAACAACCAGUUGGUACUUGUGACUCAUCCAAUAAGAAUUCUGAGCCAAUAAGGAUUUCAAACUCAAGGGAGGACAGUUCUGGAUCUGUCAAGGCCAAUGGAUUUAAUUCAAUGCAUCCGUCAAAGCUUAAUAUACUCAGUUGCGAAGAAAACGGCCUGUCAUUGAAUGACAGUAGUAAACAAGGAAAGACGAAUUCAGGUUGAAUUUCGUCUGAGAAUCCUUUUAGCGAUUCCAGGAUGUUGAACUUUAUUACAAUAGGUGCAUUAUUAGGUUGCAUGGUGUAUAUUGUGAAUGCUGCUGGAAGAGGCUGGAGAAACCACAGCAUCACACAAGGUUGACUUGCAUAAAUUACAUUUUUUGGGGGGUGAGGGGGGAUGGGAAAGCUAUCGGCAACAGUUAACAACUAUAUGUUCCCUUGAGUGAAGUGGAUGUGCAACGAGGAGAUGCUACCUUGAGCUGUAGCCUGUAACUGCAAUCUUUCGGUAGCUGUAGCCAGUGACACAAUUUCCCCCUGAAUUAUAAUAGUUCUGUAAAUCUUGUGUAAUAUAUAUUCACCUUGAGCAAGGGUUCUUGUCCGUCUAUUUUAACAUGGCAUUUUUCGUUGGGUAAAUGUG
This is a messenger RNA of Gastrolobium bilobum, 3464 nucleotides long. Its product is annotated as probable UDP-N-acetylglucosamine--peptide N-acetylglucosaminyltransferase SPINDLY. The record is from RefSeq and is a predicted model, not a curated record. NCBI's taxonomy places the organism in Eukaryota, Viridiplantae, Streptophyta, Magnoliopsida, Fabales, Fabaceae. Bases 273 to 3053 code for a protein of 926 amino acids. The transcript is spliced from 18 exons. Gene Ontology annotation, molecular function: protein binding.